Molecule: messenger RNA, 2101 nt
Organism: Toxotes jaculatrix (banded archerfish)
Lineage: Eukaryota; Metazoa; Chordata; Actinopteri; Toxotidae
Gene: asb14b
Product: ankyrin repeat and SOCS box containing 14b
Exons: 10
Coding region: 74-1825 (583 amino acids)
Biological process (GO): intracellular signal transduction
Cellular component (GO): cytoplasm
Molecular function (GO): protein binding
Source: RefSeq, a predicted model, not a curated record
ACUGGCUAUACUGUUAUAAAAACUACCGAGGGAGCACUGCUGUUUGACUGAAGCUAGUCCUUGUGCAUUUCAGAUGAGCACAGAGACAGAAGAUGACUUUUAUCAGUCAGAGGACGACUUGGAUGAAGACGAGGCAACGCAAUAUAUAAUUGAACAAAGUCUGAUUCAAUAUAGAAAACUCAAAGGACUGAAUCCAAGUGAUCUGAAACCCAGUGAAGAUCCUGAUGAGAUCUUCAAAGCAAUUAAGGAGGGUGAUGAGGAUGCACUGAACAGACUGGCAGUGCAACCAGAGACUCUGUCCAGAGUUGAUGAACGAGGAUGGAUCCCCCUGCAUGAGGCUGCAGUGCAUCAGAAUAAAAGGGUGUUAGAGAUUAUAUUCUCAGCAUCACCACCUGGUGCAGCCCAGUGUCGCACUCUAAAGGGUGAGACGCCACUGUUUCUAGCCGUGGUCCACGGACUCAGAGACAAUGCUACAUUCCUGUUACAGAACGGUUGUAUCCCGGAUCUCCAGAAUGACGAGCAGGAUUCUCCGCUAGUGGCAGCUAUUCUGAAUGACCAGUAUGACCUUGCCACACUACUGAUUCGCUACAGUGCCAAAGUUGACCAAACAGGACCGCUAAACAGGACAGCUCUACAUGAGUGCGCUUUUUUAGGCUUGGAGAACUUUGUCUACCUGCUCCUAGAGUCUGGUGCCAACCCAAACGCAUGUGACAUCAAAAAGAAAACUCCCCUGGCUCUGGCUGCACAAAAUGGACAUUUAAAUGUGGUGGAGGUCCUAUUACAGAAAGGAGCCCAUGUGUGGUGUGAAUCUGAGUCGGGCACUAUUUUGUUUGAUGCAGCAGCAUCAGGAAACCCUGACAUAAUCUCCAUUCUGCUCGACCAUGGAGCAGAUCCCAACAUACCUCUUUACAGUGGCCACCUGCCAAUUCACCGUGUGGCAUACCAUGGACACAGACUGGCACUGGAGCACCUCAUCCCAGUGACUAAACUGGAAGCUGUAAAGGAAAGUGGGAUGAGUCCUCUCCAUUCUGCAGCUGCUGGGGGACAUGCCCAGUGUGUGGAGAUGCUGCUCAAAGCUGGCUACGAUCCAAACUUCAUGCUGCACCCAAGGGUGCGUCGCAACUAUGAUGAUGAGCGCAGGUCUGCCCUCUUUUUUGCUGUGUCCAACAAUGAUCUUCAGUGCACCCGCUUGCUGUUAGAAGCUGGGGCAAUGGUGAACCAGGAUCCUGUCAGCUGUUUGCAGGUGGCUCUUAGACAGGGCAACUAUGAACUGAUCAACACACUGCUGAAGUUUGGGGCAAAUGUAAACUACUACUCCCGUGUCAACACCACUCACUUCCCCUCAGCUCUGCAGUAUGCCUUGAGAGACGAGGUCAUGCUGAGAAUGAUUCUGAACCAUGGAUAUGAUGUCAAGCGCUGCUUUGACUGUCCGUAUGGUGACAGCUCUCAUGACUACCCUCCUUGGACGACCUCAGUCAUCAAAGACAUGGUGUUCUGUGAGGUGAUAACUGUGUCCUGGCUUAAGCACUUAUCAGCUCAGGUGGUACGCAUCAUGCUGGACUACACCGACCAUGUCUCCUUCUGCACCAAACUUAAGGAAACCUUGGAAGAGCUGAAACAGUGGCCAGAGAUCUGUCACAUCCAAAGGAAUGCACGGACCCUGAAACACCUGUGUCGGUUGCGGAUAAGGGAGCAUCUCAGUCGGCUGCGCUUGAGAGCCCCAGUUUUCAUCAACUUCCUUCCUCUUCCUCCCAGGCUGAAAGAUUACCUCCGCUACAAGGAGUUUGAUGUUUACAGCAGGGGCAGCAUGGUUAACCCCAUGUGAAUGCACAUUUACAGUUGUCAGAGAUACAGUGACACAGAUAGUCACUUGUUUGCCUUGUUCUUGUUUGUUUGUUUUAUGUACUUUAUGCCUUGUAAUAUUAUUUGUAUAAAAAACUAUGUACUUUUCAGUUCUCUAAAUAUCUACAGUGACAUGUAAAUGCAUUGUGUAAAAAUUUACUUUGUUUCAGUGACUCCUGUGGUUAAAUGGGUCUUUAAGAAAGUGAAAAAAAAUAAUCAAGAGUCUUAAUUAUUGUAAUUACUCAAUUUUGGAAUGUGA